AUGCCUCCUGCCACCGCUGAAAGCGCGUCGCCAAUUGGCAUUGCCAAUUUGCCAAACCAGCGACACAAGAUUGUUGCUAAGAGGGGUGCUGCCUUUACUAUUAUGGUUGCUGGUGAAUCUGGAUUGGGCAAGACUACCUUCAUCAACACCCUUUUCUCGACCACCAUCAAGAACUAUGCCGACCAUAAGCGACGACAUCAGAAGCAGGUCGACAAGACUGUGGAGAUCGAGAUCACCAAGGCCGAACUGGAGGAGAAGUUCUUCAAAGUCCGCCUAACUGUCAUUGAUACCCCAGGUUUUGGUGACUAUGUCAACAACCGAGAUUCUUGGAUGCCCAUUAUCGAGUUCUUGGAUGACCAGCACGAGUCGUACAUGCUUCAGGAGCAACAACCCCGCCGCCAGGACAAGAUUGACCUUCGUGUCCAUGCCUGCCUAUACUUCAUCAGACCUACUGGCCACACCCUGAAGCCUCUGGACAUCGAAGUGAUGAAGCGACUGUGCUCCAGAGUCAACUUGAUCCCUGUUAUUGCCAAGGCUGACACUCUGAGCCCUGUUGACCUAGCCAAGUUCAAGGCUAAGAUUCGUGCCGUUGUUGAGGCUCAGAGCAUCAAAAUCUACCAGCCCCCGAUCGAGGAAGACGAUGAGGCCGCCGCCCAGCACGCACGCAGUCUUAUGGCCGCCAUGCCCUUCGCUGUUAUUGGCUCGGAGAAGGAUGUCAAGACUGGAGAUGGCCGCAUCGUGAAGGGCCGUCAGUACUCGUGGGGUGUCGCUGAGGUUGAGAACGAAGAGCACUGUGACUUCAAGAAGCUGCGCUCGAUCCUCAUCCGCACGCACAUGCUUGACCUGAUCCACACCACUGAGGAACUGCACUACGAAGCAUACCGUGCUCAACAGAUGGAGACGCGGAAGUUCGGAGAGGCUCGCCCUCGCAAGCUGGACAACCCCAAGUACAAGGAGGAGGAGGAAGCUCUUCGCAAGCGCUUUACUGAGCAAGUCAAGAUCGAGGAGCAGCGAUUCCGACAAUGGGAACAGAAGCUCAUCGCUGAGCGUGACCGCCUUAACAAGGAUCUUGAGCAGACCCAUGCUCAAAUCAAGCAGCUCGAAAACGAGCUUGAGGCAAUGCAAGGCAGCGUCGCUCGCAGCGGUCGUCGUUAA
This is a messenger RNA of Hypoxylon fragiforme, 1155 nucleotides long. RefSeq names its product Septin-domain-containing protein. NCBI's taxonomy places the organism in Eukaryota, Fungi, Ascomycota, Sordariomycetes, Xylariales, Hypoxylaceae. Gene Ontology annotation, cellular component: microtubule cytoskeleton; septin complex; cell division site. The transcript is spliced from 4 exons. The coding region runs from base 1 to 1155 and encodes 384 amino acids. Gene Ontology annotation, molecular function: GTPase activity; GTP binding; molecular adaptor activity. The record is from RefSeq and is a predicted model, not a curated record. Gene Ontology annotation, biological process: cytoskeleton-dependent cytokinesis.